AACGACAAAAUUCAAAAAAUGUGGUCCUCCUCUGACUGUAUUCUUCCCGGACCACCGAGCCGAAGCAACCUAUCGGCUGCUGACCUGAGCCCUUCCGGCCUAUUGGCAUUUGCCUCUGGUUCUUCUGUCUCUCUUGUCGACACGCGCUCUCUCCAGCUCAUUUCCUCCGUCUCUCUCCCGUCUCCCAUCUCUUGUGCAUUUUCUACGGUCACCUCCGUUCGUUGGGCUCCUGUCCCUGUCCAGCGUGAUCUCUUCUCCUCUGAUCUCCUUAUCGCUGUGGGUGAUCACCUCGGCCGCAUUGCUCUCGUUGACUUCCGCCUGCGUUCUGUUCGUCUAUGGCUUGAACAAAGUUGUGACAGUGCUAGUGCUAGAGGAAAGAUCCUUGGUUGUGGUGGCGUACAGGACCUCUGUUGGGUAUUGGCUCGGCCAGAAUCCUACGUCCUCGCUGCCAUUUCCGGUCCGUCUUCUCUCUCGCUCUACACGGAUUCAGGACAAUUAUUCUGGAAGUACGACGCAUCGCCUGAGUUUUUAUCAUGCAUUCGGUGUGACCCCUUUGAUUCCCGCCAUUUUUGUGUCCUUGGCCUCAAAGGGUUUUUACUCUCUUUGAAACUUCUUGGGAUAACUGAGAAUGACGUCCCUACGAAGGAGUUUCAAAUCCAAACAGAUUGCAGCGAUCUACAGAAGCUAGAAGGGGAAGGUGUUGCUACCAGUAGCCACUCAACGUCUCCUGCAUCAACCGUUUUUCCUCUCUAUUCCGCAAAAUUCUCUUUCUCACCGCAUUGGAAACACAUCCUCUUCGCCACCUUUCCCAGAGAGCUUGUCGUGUUUGAUUUAAAGUAUGAAACAGCCCUCUACGUAGUAGCAUUACCUCGUGGUUACGCCAAGUUUGUAGAUGUUUUGCCUGACCCAAGCCAGGAGUUUCUAUACUGCCUUCACCUUGAUGGCAGGCUCAGCAUUUGGCGACGAAAAGAAGGGGAACAGGUCCAUGUCUUAUGUGGACUCGAAGAGUUGAUGCCAACGAUUGGUAAUUCUGUACCAUCACCAUCUCUUCUCACUCUUCUAAUCUCCCAAUUGGACUCAACCUUCCAGAAUAUGAGGACUAGCCAUUCAGAUGCUCUUUUGGAUAAUUCAGAGCUUGAGAUUUCUUUUGAUUUCAACAACGAUGCUUUUCUUCGUUUCAAAACACAUUUCAUAUCUAUAUCUGAUGAUGGUAAAAUAUGGAGUUGGAUCUUGACUUUCAAUGGAGAUGAGGAUUGUAAUCCUCAGACUAAUGACGAGCUGCUAGAGAGCGCAACUAAUGGCAAUCAAGAUCUCCCUCCUAAUAUAUCUUUCGAGAUCACAUUAGUUGGACAACUUCAGCUUCUCUCGUCCAUAGUGACUGUACUUGCGGUACCAACGCCUUCCAUGACCGCAACAUUGGCUCGUGGAGGGAAUUUUCCUGCUGUAGUAGUUCCUCUUGUAGCUUUAGGAACCGAAGCUGGCACAAUUGAUGUUGUUGAUGUGUCUGCAAACGCAGUGGCAGCAAGUUUCUCUGCACACACCAGUAGUAUAAGGGGUUUAAAUUGGCUAGGAAAUUCGAGACUUGUUUCGUUCUCUUGUAGUCGGGUGAGUAAACGAACAGGUGGAUAUAUUAAUAAGCUCGUCGUCACAUGUCUUAGGAGUGGCGUCAGUAGAGGCUUUCGAGUUUUGCAAAAGCCAGAGCGAGCUCCUAUAAGAGCUCUGAGAGCUUCAUCUUCUGGGAGGUAUCUUCUUAUUUUGUUCCGUGAUGCUCCAGUAGAAGUAUGGGCAAUGACUAAAAGCCCUGUGAUGCUUAGAUCACUAGCUCUCCCUUUCACAGUUCUGGAAUGGACUCUCCCAACUAUUCCAAGCUUAGCUCAAAAGAGUCUUUCAAAGCAGCCUUCAAUGUCUUCUAACCAGGAAACAAAUGGCACACCAGAUGACAUUGGAACUCCUAAAGCAUCAGAUUGUAAAGCUGUAGCUGCUGAUGUACUCCAAGAUGAUGCUUCUGAAAGUUUUGCAUUUGCACUGGUAAAUGGUGCACUUGGCGUAUUUGAGGUGUACGGACGAAGAAUUCGAGAUUUCAGACCGACAUGGCCAACAUCUUCUUUCAUCUCUUCUGAUGGGUUAAUAACUGCUAUGGCCUAUCGCUUACCUCAUGUUGUUACAGGUGACAAGUUAGGGAACAUACGGUGGUGGGAUGUAGCAUCCGGUAACUCCUCUUCAUUUAACACCUGCAAAGAAGGAAUAAAGAAGAUCAAAUUUUCACCUGUCUUUGCUGGUGAUAUUAGCAGAGGACGAAUUACAGUGCUAUUUUAUGACAACACAUUCUCCAUCUACGAUCUCGAUUCACCAGAUCCUUUGGCCAUUUCUCUUAUGAGGCCUCAAAUUCCGGGCACACUUAUACUUGAACUUGAUUGGCUGCCUCUGCGAACUAGCAAAUUUGACUCGCUUGUGUUGUGCGUUGCUGGAACUGAUGGUAGUUUUCGCCUGGUGGAGGUUCAUGUAGAUGAAAAAAUGACAGCCCAAAUAUCCUACACAAAACCUCCCAAGGAAAAAUUUCGACCUGUGCCUUUAUGCACUCCUAUGUUACUCCCCACACCACAUGCCCUGGCGCUACGGAUGAUCUUGCAGCUUGGCGUAAAGCCAUCUUGGUUCAACACUACUAGUACAUGUAUCGACAAACGACCACAUUCUAUUCCAGGAAGAACUUCAUCUUCUAAGGAUCUUCGCAGUUUCAUGAUUGAUUUCCCACCAAUCGGUGACCCUGCAGUGCUGGAAAUGUUUCUUAAAGUUUUAGAACCAUAUCGCUCAGAAGGCUGUCUUCUCGAUGAUGAGAAAGCAAAAUUAUAUUCCAGUCUAGUUAAUAAGAGUUGUGCUGCAAGAUUUGCUUUCGCGGCUGCAAUUUUUGGAGAAACUUCUGAGGCACUUUUCUGGCUACAACUGCCUUAUGCCAUGAAACAUGUAGUCAACAAAACAGCAACUAAGUCUUCGAAGAAGCAUUUUGAGGAGACAGCUACGCUAUGUAAAACUUCAUCAAAGGGGCCAUCAUCUACAGGAUUUGAGAAGAAUGGUUCUCUGAGUGAAGGUCAGCUAAGACUAAUGGCUUUUGAACAAAAAGAUUUAUGGGUAUGCGCUAAUGAGCGAAUCCCGUGGCAUGAGAAACUGGAAGGGGAAGAGGCCAUUCAGAACCGAGUACACGAACUUGUAUCAGUUGGAAACUUGGAAGGUGCAGUGAGUCUGUUACUCUCCACUUCUCCAGAUAGCACUUAUUUCUAUCCAAAUGCGCUACGUGCUGUUGCUUUAUCUUCCACCGUGUCAAAAUCCCUCGUUGAGCUAGCGGUGAAGGUAGUUGCAGCCAACAUGGUAAGGUCAGACAGGUCACUUUCUGGAACUCAUCUUCUAUGUUCAGUAGGAAGAUACCAAGAAGCUUGCUCACAGUUACAAGAUGCUGGUUGCUGGACGGAUUCUGCAACAUUGGCAGCAACACAUUUAAAUGGAUCUGACUAUGCGAGGGUGUUGCAAAGGUGGGCGGGGCACGUCGUGAACAUUGAACACAACCUCUGGAGGGGUGUGAUACUAUAUGUAGCGGUAGGAGCGUUUGAGGAAGCUUUAGCAGUAUUUCGCAAAGCUGAGCGGCCAGAGACUGCAGCUAUUUUCAUUAUGGCUUGCCGAGAAACUCUAGCAGAGAGUUGGAGCAUUGAUUCAGAGAAUGAAGAUGUGAUGGCAGUUACUGAAAGCUAUGCGUUGUAUCAGAGGAAGCUGGUGCAUCUAUGCAUGGAUUCACCUCCAUCUUUUCACUGACAUCUUGUGCAAUUGACUACCUGUGUAUACUAUAUUAUACAAGGUCAGUCCUUAACUAGUUAUCUUAUUUAGCAAUCGUUUAUGUUUGAAAGAAAAUGAGCUAAAGCUU
Messenger RNA from Arabidopsis arenosa, 3910 nucleotides. Lineage: Eukaryota; Viridiplantae; Streptophyta; Magnoliopsida; Brassicales; Brassicaceae. The record is from the annotation of a GenBank genome assembly.